Messenger RNA from Lathyrus oleraceus (garden pea), 2336 nucleotides. RefSeq lists its product as uncharacterized. Gene Ontology annotation, cellular component: preribosome, large subunit precursor. Lineage: Eukaryota; Viridiplantae; Streptophyta; Magnoliopsida; Fabales; Fabaceae. The record is from RefSeq and is a predicted model, not a curated record. The transcript has 11 exons. Bases 204 to 1226 code for a protein of 340 amino acids. Gene Ontology annotation, biological process: maturation of LSU-rRNA; maturation of 5.8S rRNA.
CCAUCACCAUCAUCCGAUACAUAUUUGUUCUUUUAUUUUCCAAUUUUUAAUUCGUGAAGAUCCCUAAGACUGCGAAUAGUGAAUACAACCAGUGAACUGAUUAUUGAAAAACCCUAACCCUCGUAACUCUCAAUUCCCUUCGUUCAGAAUCGAAGUUUGGGAAAGCAAAAUCAGAAGUGAAGGUUGAAUCAUAAAACAAUUCAAUGGCUGAAGAAACACUAGUGGUUGAAUCUGGAAGAGGUUUGGGAAAGAGGAAGUUUGGUAGGAACCAAGGCCACAAAAAGUCAAAUAAAAAACCAAAAGUGAUGCAGCCACCACGUGGACAGAGGAAAGUUAAAAUCGACCAAAAAAUGAAGAAACUUUACCACAAGCGAGCACUAGAGUAUAAUUCUGAUGAUGAUGAUGAAAACGAGACAGCUGCCCCUGCUACUUUGAAGACUAGAGGUGCUGCACCGAUGAAGACUAGAGGUGUAGUAUCUUUCACCAAAAAAAAGCACAAGGAGGAAGACAUAGAAAAUGAAGAGUUGUCUGAAGAUGAAGGAGGACAGGGAAUGCAGAAGAAGUCUGUUACUGAUAAGAAAGUUAGUUUCUCCGAGGAUGAAGGAGAAGACGGCGAUGAAAUUCAGCCAGGAAUUACCAAAUUCACCGAAGGUUGUAAAGCAUUCAAGAUGGCCUUCAAGAGUAUCAUAAAGAAGAGUGUUUCUGAUGACUUGUUGGGUCCAGUAUUGUCGGCACAAAAGAAUCUUGUUAUAGAAAAGCUUGCGGAAGAGGAGGCAGAGCGCAAGGUCAAGGGAGAGGCAAAAAAGGAAAAGCUGAUGCUAGCAGAAAAGGGACAUGUCAAGCCUGCUACUUAUUUGGACUCACACGAAAAGUUUCUAAUAAGUGUAGCAACCAAAGGAGUGGUCAAGCUGUUCAACGCUGUCAACAAGGCACAAGUUGCUCAGAAAGGACUGGACCCCUCAAAGAAUAGGGAUGCCAAAGAGUUAAGAAAACGCACCAAAGAAGCCUUCUUUUCGGAGUUAGGGAAGCCAGCAGUUGGCACCUCUGUAAAGGCUAAUGCAAGCACAGGCAAUGGAGAAGAUGAACAACCUUCUUGGGCUCCAUUACGAGAUAAUUAUAUGCUGACAAGUUCAAGAAUAAAGGAUUGGGACAAAAACAUGGCAGGUAAAAAUGAAUCAGAUGACAAUGAAAACAUUUCCGAAGAUAGCAGUUCCGAUGAAGAUUAAGGUUUUGAAACUUGAGAAAGCAGCACUGGUGUGUUUCUAGUGGGACAAUCAGUCAGAUUUUGAAUAUUGUGUUCCAUUUCUGUUCAUUUGGUUAGUAACGAAUGAACUAGGGCAAACUUGAUGGCUGAUUGAUAGAUUGGCUGUACUUUGGUAUAAGUCACCAAUUUUUAAUGUGCUCACUGGACUGAAUUGACUUAACAUGAUGAAUAGAGUUUCUUUAGCUUGAUUAUGCAAUUGUUUUAGGAAUAUGAUUCUCUGUAGUAAUAGACAAUUAUUUUAAUGGGAGAAUGUUGCUGUGUUUGUUUGAUAAUUAGAGAAAUAAUACAAUGCAGAAUGAAAAAUCUGGGUAACUACCCAUAAAUGGGGUUUUUUGUUUACAUCAAGGUUUGCAGAAGCAGAUAACAUAAAUAUGCAGUCUUUGAUGAUGGCUCCUAUAUCAGUCUUUUGUCAUGAGUAUUUUUUUUUGUCAUGAUCAUUUUGGAUAGCUUGAUUUGUGUCGUCACCUACAGGGUUUGUUCCGUUUUCUCAAUCUUUACACAGACCGUUCUGUUUAAUAUUGUAACAAUUUUUUCCUUGGGUAACAUGCCUAAUACAUACAGUGUGACUGCAAACCAAAUCUAAAGUGAUGUACUGAAGACCGGGUAACUUGACUAUAGAUUUGAUUAGUUUAUAUACACUAUCACUGUAAAAGAGUUUUGCACGUAUAACCAAUUACAUCUCGCCAAAGAUUUUGAUAAUGUAAAAUCUGAUUUGUUUGUCGCCAUGAUUUCAGCUGCACUUAAUCAGUAUUCCAUAGCAGGAAACUUCCUUGGACUCCCUGCUGUCACCAUACCGUUUAUAGGAAAGCCUUGGGCUGAAGCAACACUGAUUCACUUAGCAUUUGCAAUGCAGACUUUAUGCUUGUAAGAAUAUUGAGAGCCAGCUAUAUUUUAUGAUCGGCUCAGAAAGAAUUAAAUAAGUUCACUGUGAGCACAAGCAUUGACAUGUCUAUUCAAUCAGAGCCAAGGGAAGAGUUAUGUUGUUUCGUUUGAUUUAUAAAGAUAAUUGUUACUAUGCAAUUUUCAAUGUUUCAUCUAUUGGAGAAAUUUUAUGUCCCACCAUUCAAUUUCA